AUGGAACCGAUAAUAGAAGACGAUAAUGUAGCGAAUCUCUCGAAUAUAGAUAUCUCCAUUGCUGAUCUAGACGAAUUCAUACAAAGUCAACGUAGCGCGUUGGGUAGAGUACAAGAUGACAUCAAAGCACUGGAAGAAUUAAAGAUUCAGGCUGUUGUCCAUCCAGUCGUCGAGCACGAAUCCUUGAAGUUUUCAAACAUUGGUUCCGAACUUGAUACAAAUAUUCCUCGAUUAGAUUGGACGUUAUUUGGACCCAAUGAUUUCCAACCUGUUACUCGUACGCUCCCACCCAAGGCCGGCACUUCUCGCGUUGAUAAGAUGAGGGCUCAUAUUUCCGAGUUCCGCCAAGGACUUGCGUCAGCUCCUCCUCUCCCAGCAGAACUCUUGGACAACAGCCGGGACGCUGAAGAGAGGGAUAAGAAGCGCAGGCGACUCACCUCUGCUUCUCGUGCUCCAGUGGCAAAUUUCUCCAGCGGCCUACGACUUCCACGUUUUGCGGAGUCUUGCAACAAUAUCAAUGUACAGACUUCAGCUUUGGCAGGAACUCAACCCCAGGAGCUUGGGCCCCCGCCGACACCUAGCUCUGGCGCCAGCAGUCGAAAUUCUACAAAGCCUCCAGUCAGAGUAUUCACAAACCACGUUCAUUCGCAAUCACAGCCACGGGUUCCCAAAACCGCCGAUGAAGUUACCCAAGCACUGCAUGAAUCACCCAGGGCUACUAGCCCUAGGAGCCGAAAUGCAGUACCUUCACCAACCCAACCGGGUCGAGACUCUCCGAUUAUUGAAGAGACAGAAGGAUCUGUGAUGGAGGCUCUCGCAAGCGAAGAGCAAUCUCAUUCAACGUUCAAACAAAACUGGUCUUUAGCCGAGCAGCAUACUUUGGAGAGGUUAUUGGUCGAAAUUCCAAGCACCGUCAAAUUCAGGUGGGUCAGAAUAUCCGAGGCCAUGGGCGGCACUCGUACUCCGCGCCAGGUUGCUUCACGCGUUCAAAAGUACUACGAGAAGAUGAAGAAACUUGGAGUCACUGUAAAUUCUGCUGACAUGGGAGGUGGCGGGCGAGGCGGAAGCAAGGCCACGCAAGCCAUGGACGCGCCUCCUAGCGUACGCUCCAGAAACUCCUCAACAAGAGGCAAACCAAAGACCGGGCCCCAGUACACAAAGUCCGGACGUCGUCGAUAA
Messenger RNA from Rhizoctonia solani, 1179 nucleotides. Its product is annotated as Myb-like DNA-binding domain protein. The transcript is spliced from 5 exons. The coding region runs from base 1 to 1179 and encodes 392 amino acids. NCBI's taxonomy places the organism in Eukaryota, Fungi, Basidiomycota, Agaricomycetes, Cantharellales, Ceratobasidiaceae. The record is from RefSeq and is a predicted model, not a curated record.